GCCAACUGCAAGGUAAUUUUGUAGUCUGUAGUGAGGGCUAGUCUGAGCAUACUUCCUGGAUGCAGAGCAACCGCUUUGUCGUCGGAGUCUUGUACAUUUCAAGCUCUUAUUAACUGGGUGUUUUCCAAUAUUAGCUGUUUGAAUGCUGAAUGUGACGUCACCCUCGCUGCUUCUCAUUGGCUGAUCACACGAGUCAACAAACAACAAAGACUAUAUACAUACAACGGGCAUGCACAUGUGGUGGCCAUUCUGCUGAGAGCCCGUUAUAACGCGUCUACUCAUUCAACUACAUUUCUAACAGUUUCUGGAGAAGAAUUCAGCUUUUAACCUUUAUUUUAGAGUGGAAAUAGCACUUAAGAGAUGAACGGAGACUUCGUGGACGCCAGGCGCGAGGAUACACCAGAUGCUGGUAAGAAUGGGGCAUCAGGACAGCAGUCCAUGCAGGUUGAUGCAAAAGGUCACUCGCAUGCCUUCAGAUACAGCCUGGACUACCCCAACAUCGGCCACUGCAUCAUCAUCAACAACAAGAACUUUGAUCGCAAGACGGGCAUGAACCAACGCAAUGGCACAGACGUAGAUGCAGGAAACGUAAUGAGCAUGUUUCGAAAGCUCGGAUACAAUGUAAAAGUCCACAAUGACCAGACAGUUCGGCAGAUUGUACAGGUUUUAACCACAGUUGCAAGGGAUGACCACAGCCGUUGUGCUUCAUUUGUGUGUGUGAUGCUGAGUCACGGAGAUGAGGGUGUGUUUUUUGGCACUGAUGGUGCUGUUGAGUUUAAGUCCUUAACAAGCCUUUUCAGAGGAGACCGCUGCCCAUCACUGGUGGGAAAGCCUAAACUUUUCUUCAUACAGGCUUGUAGAGGCACAGAACUGGAUCCUGGUGUGGAGGCAGACAGCGCAGAUGGGUCUAUGAGGAUCCCAGUGGAGGCAGACUUCCUCUAUGCCUACUCUACAGCACCAGGUUACUACUCCUGGAGAAAUACAAUGACCGGCUCAUGGUUCAUUCAGUCUCUCUGUGAAAUUAUGGCAAAGUAUGGCAAAGAACUAGAACUGAUGCAGAUCAUGACCAGGGUGAACCAUAAGGUAGCACUCAAUUUUGAGUCAACUUCCAACAUGCCUGGCUUUGACGCCAAGAAACAAAUCCCCUGCAUUGUCUCAAUGCUCACCAAAGAGAUGUACUUCACUCCUUGAGAGGGAUUAUGUUUUGAGAGAUUAAAGGGAACAAUAGGGCUUUUCCCAGCCUUUAUUUGUAUAUAUAUAUACAUCACAGGUGUAGGUUUAAAGGGUAAUUCACCUACAAAUUAAAAUUCAAAAAGAAUUCACCCUCAUGUUGUCAUGUCAUAACUUAAAACUCUAUUUAGUAAGAAAGUCAGAAAGGAAGGGUUUGGAACAAAAUGAGGUUGAGCAAAUGAUGACAGAAUUUUCAUUUUUGGGUGAACUAUCCCUUUAAAAGGAUAAGAUUAUAGACCCUUUUCACAAGAAAAAAGUAAACCACUUAUUUUCUAGAAGCAUGGGCUGAACAUUUUGGGACUUUAACUUUCUCAGGACUGUUGUUGUAGAUGUACUGUUUUUCUUAACAAUUAUAAUUGCCAUUUAAUGUUUUGUAUAUGAAAUGAAGGCGCUCGGGUGUUUCUUGUGACCAUAUAACAUUUCACGUGUCCCUUGCCUCUGGUUUUCUAAUCAAAACUUUUGAAAAAGCAAUCAUCAGGGACAAGUUAUAUUGGGAUUUAUAGAAUUACAGUAAUCAGGGACUUUGAUAAACUUUCUGGUAAUGAUGCUGCACUAGUUUGAGUGUUAAGACGACAGAUGGCAUUAAUCAGUUAAGGCAGCAGAUUGAUCUUGGGAAACCAUUGUGCCUAUUUUAAUCUGAAAAACAACCAAAACUAUUCCCAGGUGCCUCUCACUGAGCCAUGUUAACAAUCUUUGAUAACAUUUUGAUUAAAAGUCACAUACAGCUCUCUGCUGAGACAUGAUGCAUGCAUUAUUUAAAGGAAUAUUUCUGGUUUAAUACCAGUUUUGGGCAGCAUCUGUGACAUGCUGUCAGUUACCAUAGUAAACACCAUGCACAUACUUAUAAGCACUUACCAUGGAAGUCUAUUAGGCAAUCGUACAUUUGUAGGUGCCUGUAAGGAAAAAAUUUAAAUGCGUUUGUUUGAUUUUACAACCUCUUGGGACAGAAUGUCAAAGAUGCUAUCGAUAUGUCUUAAUGUGAAUAUAACCUGGAAUAUACUGUACCUUUGCCAGUCCCUUUAAAAUUCUGUGAACAUUAGCAUCAGUCACAUAUUAAAACUAUCAUGUAGAAUUCUCUGUAUUAGGCAUGCAAGAUCUGUGUCUGACUGUGAUCUUUUACAAGUCACUGAACUCUUCCAUGUAAGAUUUUGUUUUUGUUCACAAAGCAUCAUACUCUUUAUAUUAUUAUUAUUAAUGUAUAAAGAUUAGUCACACUGUGCAUGCUUAUUUCAAAAUGUUUGUUAAAUCUAUAAAAGACAAUGUAAAGGUGUAUGUAAUUAACAGAAUGCUUUGACUAAUUGUUCAUUACACAUUUACACAAGA
Messenger RNA from Myxocyprinus asiaticus (Chinese sucker), 2553 nucleotides. RefSeq names its product caspase 3, apoptosis-related cysteine peptidase a (gene casp3a). Gene Ontology annotation, cellular component: cytoplasm. Bases 361 to 1191 code for a protein of 276 amino acids. NCBI's taxonomy places the organism in Eukaryota, Metazoa, Chordata, Actinopteri, Cypriniformes, Catostomidae. The record is from RefSeq and is a predicted model, not a curated record. Gene Ontology annotation, biological process: positive regulation of apoptotic process; erythrocyte differentiation; neuron differentiation. The transcript is spliced from 7 exons.